GCAGGUUUGAAUUUGAAUGCGCCUCCAUAUGUGAUAAAAAAGUUAAAAAAACCACUAUAGUCUAUACAAUCUCCCAUAUUUAUAUUUGGAAAAAAACUCUCGAAGAAUCCAAAUGACAGUAAUUCGUGAAAAGGGACACAAUAAAAACAGAGAUCAAGGUUAAAAAGACACACACAGUGCCCAAGGCGCAGAAAGAAAUUUAACUCGGAGAAGGCGACACCAGUACCCACUAGCUAGCACCAGCCUGGGCCACCUUCUUCCCCACAUUCUGCAUUCCUCCCAAUCGCUUUUCCUCUCUCUCUCUUAUUAGAAACUUUCACCAAUUAAUCCUCUUAAUUUUCUCACUCCUUCCCUCUCUCUCUCACUCUAUCAGCUCCACUUCACUUCCACCGACCGUUCUCUUAUUCUUCUUCUCUCCCCUUUCCUCUCGAAUCCAGUUACAGUGUGUUAAUUAAUGGCUUCUUUGGUUCUUAUGGCUCUCCUUUUGGCCAUGGCUGGUCACUCCAGUGCGACAUGGUGCGUGUGCAAGGACGGGUUAAGUGAUCAAGUGCUGCAGAAGGCUCUCGACUACGCAUGCGGAGCCGGGGCGGACUGCAACCCGAUCCAUCAAAGCGGACCCUGUUUCCAACCCAACACCGUUAGGGCUCACUGCAGCUACGCCGCCAACAGCUAUUUCCAGAAGAAUCGCCAACAAGCCACCGCUUGCGAUUUUAACGGCGCUGCUACCAUCUCCGCUUCCGAUCCUAGCAUAUCUGGUUGUGCAUAUCCUGCAACUGCAAGUGCGUCCAGCACCCCCACGACCACCACCCCGGGGACUACGACUCCGGUCUCCGGGACAACCGGCACCAGCACCGGCAACUCACCGGUCAUGACAAACCCUAACACUGGUGUGCUAGGAGGCCCAAACAACGGCCUUGGCCCGUCAGGAAUGAACACUGACAUGAGUGAUGCAGGGAUCCGGCUUCCCAACGCCGUCUUCCUCUGCUUCUCCGUAGUCCUCGCCUUCUCGGCACUUGUUUUCUGGUGAGCUUGAAGAUGGCGGCAAUGGUGCUCGGACAGGUUGCUUCAAGAUUCAUGUCAAUGGAUGAUGAUGGUCAAGAAAUGAUGGAUGAGGCAGCUAUUGGUUUUUGUUCCCCUCUCUCUACUCCAUAGUGUAAAACAUGAUGGGAUGCUCAAUUCUUUUUUGAGUUUGUAGUUUUCAGUGGUUGUUUGCUGCCUGGGGUUCUAUCUCUAUAAAUAGGACACGUAUCUAUUGGCGAUUGCAACUUGGAUAUUAUUACCACUUAUUAUUAUUAUUAUUGUUAGCUCCUUGUAACA
Messenger RNA from Salvia miltiorrhiza (redroot sage), 1317 nucleotides. RefSeq names its product PLASMODESMATA CALLOSE-BINDING PROTEIN 3-like. Lineage: Eukaryota; Viridiplantae; Streptophyta; Magnoliopsida; Lamiales; Lamiaceae. The transcript is spliced from 4 exons. The record is from RefSeq and is a predicted model, not a curated record. The coding region runs from base 455 to 1027 and encodes 190 amino acids.